AAGAAGAGAUGAAGUCGCUGUCAAGGCGCACAGACUGAACGAAGACUCGGAUAUGAGAAGAGAGGUGGAGUGUGAGAGAGGAUUGUAAAGAUCUUUGCUGAAGCUGUAUGAGAGUCGGCACCUGAGACUGUGGGAACCCAAUUAUCUGAGAUGUUUUACUGCAACACUUAGAGAAGUGAGACCCCCCCCCCCCCACCGACCUUCUCUCCCCUCCAGUGCACUCAGCGCCCCUACCUUAACGGGGAAAGAGACGGAGGUAGGAAGAGGAAGCAGCAUGAAGCUCUAACCUCAGCUUCAGCACUUCUCUGUUUUGUUCAAACAAAUCAUGAGGCGCCUCGAGGAACAUUUCCCACUUGGAUUGGCUGCGACUGGAAGAUGACGGGAGGUUUUCUCAGUGUUCCCAUCAUGAGGCCGAACCACCGCAGGACCAUCCUGCAAGUGUCCCUCUGGGCAGCGCUGCUUCUCACCUUAAAAGCUGACAAUGAAGAUUCAGAUUGUGAAGUUGAAACAAAAGUACCUCGCGACACGUAUUAUGAAGCUUUCCUCGGAGAAGACCUGAGGAUAAACUGCACGGUCGCUUUCUGCGACGAUUCACCACCAACAGUCUCCUGGUACAAACGUGAGGAAAAUGAUGUCCGUGUUAACGUCAGCAGCAGCAGUCACAUUACAACGGAGUGGAAACUUUUCAGCCGUUUAGAAGGGGGAUUGUUUUUGAUCUUUCAAAAAAUACUCCGAAACGACUCAGGUGUGUAUACGUGUCGAAGUGGAGGCAGUGUGAGUCACAACAUCAACGUCUCUGUCCACGGUGAGCGGGAGAGAUCGACAAGCGUCAAUGAGACAGAAGAAAGUAGCUUGGAUUCCAAUCCCACAGUAGAUGUGUGGCUGUACAUGUACUCUGCUGCUGGGAUUUUGGCAUUAGUCGUCAUGGUGAUAAUCAUAUCUGUCGUAUCAAUGCGAGGAUGUGAAGGGAAAUCAAAGGAAGAGACGCAAACUGAAAAUCAGUACACGGCAUUCCCCAUGGUGGAGCAACCCUUCCCCCACGCCAGGCCCCAGCCCUCGCCAAGAGGAAGUCCGUCUGCGCCGCCGUCUCGGAGAUCCUUCCGGACAAAAACACCGCCCUCACAACCCAAUGAGCUGCCAUUACCGAGAGACAAUGAGCAUGUUUACGGCAAGGUACAAGAGAACAGAGAGAGACGGGGGAACACGGCGGAGGAAGAGACGAGUUCUGUCGUGUACGCUGCUCUUAACCAUCAGCUUCCUGCGAGGGCUGCUGCCCAGCCACGGAGGCCCAAAGAGGAGCCUUCAGAGUACGCAGCUAUCCGUGUUAAAGACUCAUCACCAACUAGACUAAAUUACUUCAAAGCUGACGACUUCUCACAUUAGAAGGAGAAACGUAAAGCUAUCAGUUUUGUAAGAAUUGCUCUAUUGUCACAAAAUGAGGACGCUACAGCACAGACAUCCCAUCCAAUCGACCUGAGACUCAAAUAUCAAUUCAGCCAGAAGACCAAAGACAACCAGACUUAGACUGUUGAGCUAUGGCUGCAGGAUUGCUUCUUUUUUUGCAUCAUAAAACAGUCAAAUGUUGUAAGUUUUCCUUCAGUUAGAACAUGUCAUUUCUAAUAAACAGAUUCUGCAUAUGAA
Messenger RNA from Cottoperca gobio, 1641 nucleotides. RefSeq names its product B and T lymphocyte associated (gene btla). Bases 376 to 1383 code for a protein of 335 amino acids. Gene Ontology annotation, cellular component: plasma membrane. Lineage: Eukaryota; Metazoa; Chordata; Actinopteri; Perciformes; Bovichtidae. Gene Ontology annotation, molecular function: signaling receptor activity. The record is from RefSeq and is a predicted model, not a curated record. Gene Ontology annotation, biological process: immune response-regulating cell surface receptor signaling pathway. The transcript has 6 exons.